Molecule: messenger RNA, 2349 nt
Organism: Cyprinodon variegatus (sheepshead minnow)
Lineage: Eukaryota; Metazoa; Chordata; Actinopteri; Cyprinodontiformes; Cyprinodontidae
Gene: dnaaf5
Product: dynein, axonemal, assembly factor 5
Exons: 13
Coding region: 1-2034 (677 amino acids)
Biological process (GO): inner dynein arm assembly; cilium movement; outer dynein arm assembly
Cellular component (GO): cytoplasm
Molecular function (GO): dynein intermediate chain binding
Source: RefSeq, a predicted model, not a curated record
AUGGGUGUGAUUUACACCCCUAGUAACAGCUUAGAACAUUUUCACAUGCAAGCUGAGAAUCUGGUGAAGCCGCUCAUGCAGACCAUAACUCAUCAGCACUCGCGAGUCAGAGUGUCGGUCAUUGAAGCCACCGGAGCAGUCAUACAACACGGCAGUGGGAAAAACAUGGAUGAUGUGCUAUCACACCUCGCACAGAGACUAUUUGAUGACUCGCCGCAGGUGAGGAAAGCUGUGACUGCGGUUGUUGGUGACUGGCUUUUAAACAUGAGAGAUCGAUAUUCAUAUUUCCACAAACUCAUUCCGCUCCUGCUGACCAGCAUCAGCGAUGAGAUCCCAGAAAUAAGACUGUUAGCAGCUGAUUUGUGGAGACAAGCCGGUCUGCAGUGGGAGAAGGAGAACGAAGACGACAUAAAGGACAAGAUGGACUUCCUUCUCAGCCCACCUCCUCACUAUCCACCUGGAGUGGAUCGUCCAGGUCUGGGAUGCAGAGAACUGGUGGUUAGAAACCUUAGCAGACUGGUACCAGCCAUCGCCCACGAUGUGACCGACUGGCUGGUACCGACCCGGGUCCGGACGUCCCAGCUGCUCUCGGUGCUGCUGCUGCACGCCGAGGACCACACCACGCAGCACCUGCAGCCUUUGCUGGCCGUGCUCUACCGGGCCUGUAGCGACACAGAGAGGGACGUGGUGAACAACUGCCUGGCAGCUGCUAAACUGAUUGGGACGUUUGUCCCCCCACCUGUCUUCCUGAAGCUGAUGCUUGAACAUGUGAUGACCCCAAACUCUCCCUCCUACCCCUGGACCCCCCUCAUGGUUCUGGCUGCCGUCCUGGGAGGCGGCUCCAAGCCUCUCCUAAAUCCACAUCUCCAGCAGAUCGCAGACACCCUGGUGCAGCCCGAGGUUUGCCAGGAAUACCAGCAGGUCAUGUACUUGGAGCAGCUGCUGGCUUGCGUGGAUGUGCUGCUCUAUCAGUGUGAGGCCGACUGUGGCCUAAUUAGCCUGCAGCUGCUGCAGGUUCUGGUCACCAUCCAGAGCCUGUCCAAUGAUCCACAGCUCAGUGCAAAGGCGUUGGAGAGUGUACAUCUUUUGAGUAAAGUGCAGGGCUUGGACUCCAUCGAACUCUAUAGGCAGCACAUGGGCCAGCUGCUGGACUGGUUGUCUGCCUCAGUCAACACCUGGUCCAGCUAUUCCCCUCAGAGACUCCAACUACAUAUCAUUCUCAUGCAAUCAGGUCCAGUUCCUGGGGAGUUUUUGAACCAGCUGAUGCCUCUUCUUCAUAGCUGCCUUCAGCCAAACAGAGACACUGAAAUGAGGAUGAGUGUUUUCACAAUGCUCGCCAAACUGCUGCUGGACGCAAAAAACACACUGGACUCCCAGGGGCAUUUCUGUGAUGAGGCGGAGAGGUUUCUGAGUGACGUUCUGCUCCCUAACCUGGUGUGGCACGCGGGCCGCACUGCUGCAGCCGUCAGAACCUCGGCCCUCAGCUGCCUGCUGGCCUUGCUGCAUGGAGGAGCCAUUACACCUGGACAGCUUCUGAGUCUGGAGGUGAAGCUGAGCCCCCUGGUUUUGUCGGCCCUGGAUGAGAACUCUCAGAUGAGCAGACUGCUGGCUUGUCGCUGUCUUUCCGCCACACUCAAGCUCAUCGGAACCAGUUUGCACCACGAGGCUUUAAACAAGAUUUAUCCCGAGCUACUGAAGCGUCUGGAUGACAGUAGCGAGGAGGUCCGCAACAUCGCCCUGGAAACGGUGGAUCUGUGGUUGUCCAGCCUGACCAAAGACUACAACCCUGAUCUCUGUGCUCCCCAUCUGCAGCUCCUCUUUCAGCAGCUCCUUCUGCACCUGGACGACCCUGACAGCUCUGUGCAGGACCGAGUGCUGGAAGUCCUGAAGAAAGGCAGCCGUGUUCACCCUUCCCUCCUGCAGAGGGAGGCUGAGGCUGUGAGGGACAAACAGAGGAGUCCCCUUCACUGUGAUCUCCUGCUGCAGCACAUCAGCUCGCUGCCACACACAGCUUGCAGCAAUAGACCCACAUAAGGAACCUGCAAAAACACACAGAAGCUAAACUUCCUCAUUUAAACCAAGACUUUUUAAAGUCAUUUACUGCACUGUUAGAUGGGAUUGAAGAUAUUUUUGUAAAUGUUUUUUCCCAGCGGAUUAAAAUGCUUUCAGUCAUUGCUGUUAAGGUGUUUUCGUUUAGAUGUUUGCUUUUAUGACAUUGUUUGCUGAUGUUUCACUGAUUGUAAUGUUAGAGAUAAGUAUUAGAGAUUAGUAUUGAAAGUAAAAUGCUUAUUUUUAAUCAAACAGUUCAAAGAUAUCUGUCAAUUAAAUUGGUAUCUAAAUAAAUCUGAA